UCCUGCAGCGGCGGACGGACUCUCGGUGCUCCGGGCUGCAAGAGCGACAUGUGAGGAGCCGCAGCACAAACAACACCCCUCUCUGUGGUUCUGGGACUGAAAAGACCGACUGUCAAGCGCACAUACCGGCUGUAAGCCAUCCAGGAGCAACUUUGCCACAGUCUCCGCUUUGUUUUGGGUGCAGAUCUUCAGUCAGCAUCUUCCUGCUUCUGCAGCAUCUUCAGGAUCUCAGCAUCAAACGUGAUCCACACAUGCACGAUCUGAUUGCAUCAGUGUGAUGGACUGAAGAUGCGAGGAGGAAGAGGGGCCAAGGAGGGGGGAGGUCUGCUUGAGGUUUACCUUCCUUGAAGCUGUGUGUAUAACUGGAUUUUAAUGAAGACCAAGGGAAACCUUUACAGUGCACCUUGUGCUUGAGAGGUAUUACACUUCUCUGCAGCCUCACCUGCUGUGGUUUUGUUCCCUCUUGGAUGCAGCAUGGCUCGUUCCCAGGACCAGCUGUCAGACUGGAGCUCUGUUCAGUCCAGCUUCUCCCCAUUGAUGCAGUUUUCCGGCUCUGAGAAAAAACUUAACCACACCUACAGCUUCCACAGCGCUCCUAUGCUGCCAUCUACUAUUAGCUCUCCGACUGCCUCUCUCCAUCAGCCUCUGCCCUCUCCGCUGCCCUCCACCCUUGUUCCAUAUUCCUCCCUAUUCUUCCCUUUUUUUGCCACCACCUCCUCCUCCUCAGCCUUUAGGCAACCGUCCUCCUCCUCCUUUCCUUUGUCUCUUUCCAACUUUUCUUCUAAUGAUUUGGCAUACCUGGAGAGCAUGCUGCUCUGGACCAUCCAUGAACCCAGCACCAUUGCUCUGACCAUCAUGUACUGUCUGUCCUUUAUUUUGGGGUUCACUGGGAAUUUAAUGUCCCUACGAGUCCUAACCAGCAGGCACAGUCGGCGGCUAGCAGGCGUUAGUGCUACACGCAAUCUGCUGGUGAACCUGGCAGUGUGUGACCUGGCUGUGGUGUGCGUGUGCAUGCCCAUCACCCUGGGGAACCAAAUCUACACCGCCUGGGUCUACGGUGACCUCCUGUGUCGAGCUGUGCCCUUCACACAGGCCAUCUCAGUCUCAGCCAGCGUGCUAACGCUGACGGUGAUCAGCGUGAAUCGUUACUACAGUGUCCGAUCUCCACUGCGAGCUCGCUCCAUGUUUACCCGCCGCCGGAUCUUGGCAACUGUUGCUGUGGUGUGGAUGGUGUCCUCGAUGAUGUGCGCUCCUAUUGCAGUGAUGAACCGGCGGCGAGAGAUCAGCUUUGAGACAUUCACCAUCUUGGUCUGUCAGGAAACAUGGCCUCAGCAUCGGCUCAAACAGGGAUACAAUGUGCUGUUGUUUGUGAUGCUCUACUGUUUGCCAGUCACCUUUAACCUCACCAUUGGGUUCCUGACCGGCAGACGACUUUGGGGAGGGAAGAAAUCCACUUUUGCUGAUCUUGAUCCUCGCAGCCAAGCUCUUCACGCAUCUCGCUUAAAGACGCGUCAGAAGAUCGCCAAGAUGGUGGUGUGUCUGGUGCUUUUGUUCGCAGUGUCCUGGUUGCCACUUUACUUGACUGACCUUUGGAUCGACUGCGAACAGACACCGUCAUCGUGGCUCCUGCAGGCAAGGCCAUUUGCUCAGUGGCUCGGCCUGACAAACUCCAGCCUUAACCCCAUCUGUUACUGUUUCAUUGGGGAUCUGUACCGCUCAGCGAAGGUCAUACGGACGCGGUACUACGAGAAAGUUGCUUCUCUCUUCAGCACCUCCUCAUUCACCAAUUCAGCUGCAGCGGUGUCUCCUGCUGCAGUGAUUACAGACACCAAAGUCCUUUCUGCUGAGCGACACCAUAUUGCAGCUGCUGUGGCGGCGUCUGCAUCAAUGGUUACGAUCCCCAGGCUGCUGGGCUUGGCUAGAGGCCAGGGACUGGGGCAGAAGGUCGGAGAUAGUUCAGACAGCCAAGCAGGAUCGGACCACAGUAUCUCAGACUGGUGUCGGUCCAGUCCCAGUGCGUGUGACAGCUCUUUGUUGCCCUGCCAGCUCAGCAAAUUCCAGCACUCCAUACAAAGAGAAGAUUUCCUGCCAACGAGAAGACACUCCGUGAUUGCUGGAUCAUUACCUUUAGGAAUGGAACCUGUGGAAAUAGACGUGCUACCUCCGAGGAGGCAUUCAGGCGACAGAAUAUAUGGCCUGUCAGCUGAUAAGAGAGAAAUCAUUACCAUGAGCAGAGACACUUUCUGUUACACUGGGCAUUGCAGAGGCAAAAUUUCACAAACCUACUCUCUGGUGGGGGACACGGAGGAUGAAACAACCAACAUCACCAGUCUAUGAAAACUGCAGAUUAUCUGAUGUAUUGGAAGGGAGGAAUUUCUUCUUUUUGUCCUGCAGGCAGUACAAACACACAUAGCUAAAGAUUCACAGUUUGCCACUGACAGUGUGGAUUAAUUCCUUGUAAAAGCCAUUGUUUGUCUUGAGGAUAAACCAACCUGGUCUAUGCUUUCCUUCUCUCUGUGUGUAGUAGACUGUCUUUAUUAGUUAAAGCACAAGUCAUCCUGGACUGUUCACACAGAUGAGCUCAGGUUUCGGAUGGCAGGCGGAGGGAGCAUUGAUGGAAUGAACACUGCAGGGGAACAGUUGGAGGGUUAUUUAGCUCCGGGCUAGAAAGACAGUUAUCAGUAAGAGGGAUGGAUUGCAGCAGUGUGCCAAUACAUGCAAAUCAUAUCACAGUCACAGCUGUUUUGAUCAUCUGCUGAAGACAGUAUCCCAGCAGGGUGUAGUGUGUGAUGAUUUUUUUGUGUAGGUCUUUUUUUUUUAAAUUUCUUAGUGCGUUGCUCGUGUUUCUGAUUGUAUUUGUUGCUCAUAGUAAAGGUCAAACGCUUUGUUGCAAUGCAAUGCAAUGCGUGAACAUAAAAACUGUCUAACAGGUUUUCACACAUUGCCAUGAAUGUCUGCUUUGCAAUUUGCAAAAAGAUUUGAAGCAUAUAUGAAUAUAAUCUUUCUGCAUAUAUAUUAUAUUAAUAUAAAUCAGUGCUUUAUUCUACCAGAAUUUAAAGACAACCAGCUGACCUGUGUGGGCAAGGAACAGAGAUGUAUGAGAGCCUUUCUAUUUGAGAUGACACUCAGAGCUCCUUUAUAUACAGUAUCUAUAGGAAAAUAGGCCCUGAGAAAGCAGAUCCUUAUACAGUAUAUCCCCACCCACAAACGCGAGUUUCUUUUAGUUAAGACAUAAGCCUAGUUUCAGAAUCAAUUUCUUCUUCAGUUUUCAUACAUGUUGUUGAAUGUGAAGCUGAAAAGAUAAUAAUUCAUCAAGAAUAAACCCUUUAUAUUUUUUACAUUUACACAUGGUCAGUAAGUUUGCCUUGAUUUGUAACAACAAAAAAGAGAUUUGUUAGUUUUUUCUUUGAAUCUGUAAAUAGCUUAACUUCACUCUAAAAGUCAAGCUUUAAGUGUGCAAAGUUAUAUGGACAGUGUCAGUGGAAAGUUCAAACUGGGGUUGGUCUAAAUUUGCAUGAAUGCUGGUCAGUAAACACCAGUGUCAUCUGCAUAAAAGUGAACAUUUAUAUCAGGAGAAUAUUAACCAAGAGAAUUCAUUUAAGUACACAGCUGUGUUUUGAGUUUUGUUCCUUGGGGUACACCAUCUGAUGCUGUACAGAAUGGAGAAGUGCGACUGCUGGCAUGUACACAUGACACUUAAUUGAACUUAAUUACUACAUAAUCAACAAUAUGAAAGGCUUUGGAAAUACCACGGAUGUUAUUAUACUACUAUUUGACCUGUUUGGAAUCUACUUUGAGAACAUGUUUCAUACAUGCGGAAUAGACUUGCAUUUAUGUGAAUGUGCACUACUGCUGCACAUGCUCAUCCCUUACCUUUAAGUCUGUGGUGUUCCUGUGAAGCCCAAAAUUUGCGUACAGUCGAUAGUCCACACGGCAACUACACUACUAGGGCAGUUGUGUGCAAGAUGUAAUGAAGGUUUUGGGCAGAUCCUUGCAUACGCUCUCGGAUGAAAGAAUCUCUUGGACCCCAGCAGAUCACUGUUCCGCACUCACAGAUGCAGAUACUCUUCCUUCGGUCUAAUAGUUACUCCUCUAACAACAACAACAAAAAGAUUACCCAACAGGUAAGUGUGGAGGAUGUGGAGAAUGACGAGUUAAACUGGAAUAAGUGUUUGAAUAAGACAGAAGAGAAGAACGAGUGCUCAUUGAAAGGUUGAAAGAUCAAAAUUUCAGAAUUUUCUUUUUAGAAUUUGUUGAAUUUUUGUAUAUUUUAUUAGUAAAAUGCUCUGUUUUAGUCUUCUUUAUUGCAAAUGUGGGUAUAUUGUGUGACUUCUUAAAAUGCAUUUUCGCUAUGUGAAAUCUGUGACACAGAAGCUGUCAAACAGUUCAUUUGCAGGGAAUGUGAUGUUAAAUGUUAAACUGGAAUAGGUGUUUGGAUAAGACAGAAGAGAAGAAGGCGUGCUCAUUGAAAAGUUGAAAAAUCUAAAUUUCAGAUUUUUCUUUUUAGAAUUUGUUGAAUUUUUGUAUAUUUUAUUAGUAAAAAUGCUCUGCUUUAGUCUUCUUUAUUGCAAAUGUGGGUCUAUUGUGUGACUUCUUAAAAUGCAUUUUAGCUAUGUGAAAUCUGUGACACAGAAGCUGUCAAACAGUUCAUUUGCAGGGAAUGUGAGAUAUACUGUAUAUGAAGCAGAAAAUGAAACGUUCAGUAAAUACUUUGGAUUUGCACUUCAUCGCUCUGUGGCACUUCUCUUACAACUUUUCAGAUAGUUGUAAGAGAAUAUAUAUGUUAUAAAGUUAGACAAGGUCAUUUAAACUAAACCAUCAAAAGUAAGACUUUUAAGGCCAGUUCAUCCAAAUCACACAAGAAACAUAUUUUUCUGUAAGUCUAAAGGAAGUUUUGGUGUAAUUUAAACAGAAAUAUGGUGUUUACAAUCUUUGUCCUCCAAACAGCUCAGAGAAAUCAAUGAUGACAACGGCUGUAUUUGAGUCAUUAAAAAUAAUCAAUUGAACUCCAUCAGCAAUUUUUUCUCAACUGUUUCUUCAGUGGGAAGUAAUUUUAAUAGGGGUGAAAAUGAAACUUGAUUCACCUAACAUAUAUUGUAGUAGUGGCAGAAAUCUCUAAGGGAUAUCUUGAACUGGUUAAUCUCAAAUAAUCUGUAUAUGAAGAUACCACUUAUGGCAAGAGAGGAAAUGUGUUUCUGCAGUUUGGUUGUCGUGACACAAUAACUGUACAGUGAGCAGCUACAGCAGAACACGAGAACAUAAUUUGAUAGCAGGAGUGUUUUGGACCAACCAGAGGUACUGCCUGUUUAACCAGCACAAGCCUUUUUGAAUAAAAGACAAACAGUUUGCCAAAAUAGCUUCAAGCUAUUAGUUUGUUUUUAAGUCAAAACAACUAAAAAAACACAAAUAUAAACACAAUUACACAUAACCAGGUACACACAACAAAACUGAUUCUACCCUCAGGCAGCAUCCACUUACGUGCAAGACAGAGGUGGUGAAUUGCAGGAACUGCUGCGACAUCAAGCUGCUAAUCACGCUGUUGUCCUCGCAGCAAAAAUGAAGUGGCACAACACUCAAAGCAUCACAAUGUGUUGAAAGUGUCCUAUUUAUGUCACUAGAUAAGGUUGCUUGUACCUUCAGAAGUUUUAAUGCCAUUAUGCUGUGACAGAGUGUUUUUAAAUCUCCCCGCUUUACUUUUAUCUACCUCCUUCUGUCUGUCUCAGUUUUGCACUGUGUUAUUGGAGGGCAUGUGUGCUAAAUGAUGUGCAUUUGGUGUUUCAUUAAAAAAAGCAAAAGAGUUUGUGA
Molecule: messenger RNA, 5805 nt
Organism: Amphiprion ocellaris (clown anemonefish)
Lineage: Eukaryota; Metazoa; Chordata; Actinopteri; Pomacentridae
Product: galanin receptor 2a-like
Exons: 4
Coding region: 475-2337 (620 amino acids)
Biological process (GO): neuropeptide signaling pathway
Cellular component (GO): membrane
Molecular function (GO): peptide binding; G protein-coupled receptor activity
Source: RefSeq, a predicted model, not a curated record